This is a messenger RNA of Nezara viridula (southern green stink bug), 473 nucleotides long. The record is from the annotation of a GenBank genome assembly. Lineage: Eukaryota; Metazoa; Arthropoda; Insecta; Hemiptera; Pentatomidae.
CUCACCGUGUGGUUCCUCAGCGUUUUCUCUAGGUUAGUCCUCUCGUUGGGAAUCCAGUAACAUCGAGGACAAGGUAAUAAUUUUAAUUUAAAAUGGCGCCCAAGGCUCCUAAAUAUGAAAUGGCUGUUGGUCUUAAAAAAGGUCACAGGACAACCAAGAUUGUAAUGGGAAAGUCCAAAGCUGAUAAGAAGCACAAAAUUAGACCAUCACGCCUGAAAGGUAGACAAACCAAGCAUACAAAGUUUGUUAGAGAUUUGAUCAGAGAAGUAUGCGGUCAUGCACCUUAUGAAAAGAGAGGAAUGGAGUUGCUCAAGAUUUCCAAGGAUAAGAGGGCUUUGAAAUUUUUGAAGAGAAGGAUCGGCACUCACAUCCGUGCUAAGAGGAAGAGGGAAGAACUUAGCAACAUUCUUACUCAGAUGCGUAAGGCACAUGCCCAACAAAAAUAAUUGUUUUACUUUUUAAUAAAGUCUUUU